Messenger RNA from Amphibalanus amphitrite, 1938 nucleotides. RefSeq lists its product as uncharacterized. The record is from RefSeq and is a predicted model, not a curated record. The coding region runs from base 423 to 1061 and encodes 212 amino acids. The transcript is spliced from 5 exons. Lineage: Eukaryota; Metazoa; Arthropoda; Thecostraca; Balanomorpha; Balanidae.
GGUUGGGCAGGCAGAGAGGGGCACGGCGCCCGGCCGGGACAGUCGGGCCGGGCGCCGAGACCCGCUCAGACGGUCCGCUCGGCGCGCGGUGAAAGGUCCGCCGCCAGAGAGACGCGUCGCGCUGUCUCCGGCACCAGGUCGGCCGUGCGGGUCCCGUGCUGUCUCCGGCGCCAGGUCGGCCGCACGGGUCCCGCCGUCUCCGGCACUAGUUCGGGAGCACGGAGACCGGGCCCAACAGCCCGGCAUGGCCGCGCCGCGACAGCAGAGACGACGCCAUCGGACACCACAGACAGUUUCAGUGACGCUACCCGGAUAGCCGACAAGGAGGGAUCGAGGAUAUCUGCACAGGCCACCCACCAUGAACAGAGUUCGCUGUAGAAGGCUGCGAGCUUACAGAGGCGGAUACCAGUGCCCAGUUUACUAUGUUUAGAGACUUGGCGAUUCUUGUGGUGGUCGCGCUACUCUGGAGCGGCGGUCGGUGGGGAUCGGCCCGGCUGCACCAGACCAGCCCGGACGACUGGGACGGCACGAUCGACACCUCCGACCCUCAGCUGACGGACUUCCCAGAGAUCAGCAAUGGAAGGUGGCCGGCGCCCCGGCGGAGGAGCGCGCGGCACACCUGGCUCCCGGAGCCCUCUGACGGGCCGCUGCCGCUGCCGGACGAGCUCGAGUCGCCAGAGGCCGACCGGGAGGCCAGCCUGGCCACGCUGCGGCGCUACAGCCCGCGGCGCGGCGGCUUCUCCGUCUGCUGCCCGGCCGGCGAGGAGCUCACCAGCCCGCGCGCCGGCACGCGCCGCGACGGCAGCCUGGGCAUCCUGUACGUCGACGACAAGUUCCGACAGAUGUUCUUUGAGCGCUCGUGCCGGGCGCGUGCUGACGACGAGGACUCGUUGGCGGAGCGCCGCCGCCGCCGCAGGUACCGCUGCGUGCAGCAGUACUCACACUCGUACGCCGUGUACAAUGUGAACGGUACAAAGGUGCUAGACUAUAUCCGCAUCAGGAGCGGUUGUAAGUGCGAGGUAAAGAGCAAAAGGAAGCGCAAACGGCGAGGUGAGGCGUAAAAGAGACGGUGAGCGCAUAACUCGCGAGUUGGUAGUGACUUUACUGCGAUACGAUGCGAGGUGAACGAAAACUAUGACUACAAAGUGAAGUGACAUACAUGCAUUUGCAGUGCUUCGAGACACCCAUGUGGUCUCCGAACUAUCAGUCACAUGUGCCGGAACUGGGAGCAAAGUGUGGGCGUGGACCUUGCUUCGUGGUGCUAUUUGGUGCUCCAGCGCCAUGUGUUGUUCUGUGUUUCCGUGUUCUGGUGCUACAUCUGUUCUCUUUUCUGUGUUUAAGUGGCCGAAAGCAAGGUGUGUUGAAUACGAAUACGAAUACGAAUACGACGCUAACUUAACUGACAUAAGGUGUGUGCGGUAGUUUGUUGCGUUGAAUAGUAAAACGUGACAUCAUAUAAUUUGACAGUCAAUUUUGUGACACGGAUGUUCGCAUGUUGCAUGUUCCUUAUGUUGUAUGUUUCAUGCCGAGUUGCAAAUCCUGAGACACUUGAUAAGCAGAGACUGAGACAGCUCUACCAACAUACGGUGAUGAUGUAUCCGAGGAUAAAAAUAUUUGAGCCUUAUGCAAUUGACGAUAACCGUGAACAGUUGCAAAGCAUGAUGGUUAACAAUGAUUUGCAUGAGGGAUUCGGCUUAUUGACGGUACAAAUGUUGUGGCUUCAGAGUUCAGGCUUGUGGUGUUAACUGGUGUUAUUCUUUCUAUAUGCUACCGUAUUUAUACGAUUAUAACACCAAUAUUAAUGUCCGACGCUUAUCGAUGACUUUUCCUUUUACAUGUAUGAUCCUCGCUCCAUGAUGUUCGUUUCUGGUCGCCGACUAGGCACUUCUUUCUAUAACAACGAGUGCUACGAUUAUUUAAAUAUAUUCUUACAUACUU